This is a messenger RNA of Sinocyclocheilus grahami, 1537 nucleotides long. RefSeq lists its product as uncharacterized. Lineage: Eukaryota; Metazoa; Chordata; Actinopteri; Cypriniformes; Cyprinidae. The coding region runs from base 216 to 1208 and encodes 330 amino acids. The transcript has a single exon. The record is from RefSeq and is a predicted model, not a curated record.
AGGGUCAUCUCUGUCUUUGGGUCCAUCCUGAAGAUGGACUCCACAAAACGGGUAAAGUAUUAAUCACGGAUUAUUUUAAAUACAGCUCUACAUAGAGAUUUGAUCCUUUGUACAUGUAAGGCAUGUUUGGAGCUCACUGAAUUGAUUUGUUUUCCGACAACAGGCAGCCAAAAAACUGGCGGGAGCUGCAGCUGGGACCGCAGCCUGGGUCACCAAUGUGGGCAAUGAGCAUGGACAGGUCCUCAUGUCUGUCAGCGGCUGGAGUGAUCUGGUGGUUUGUCUUGGAAGUGUGGCACUUCAUGCGGCGCUUCGCUGCAGGUCUGCACACUGACAGCCACCUGCUCUAUGGUCUGUUCAUGGCAAAGCUCUCUGCCUGCAUUUUCGUCUGGGAAGAGGGAGAUGUGUCCCUGCUGAGGGAGGCGAAAAGGAGGGAGCUGGAGCAACAGCAGGGCAUCAGAGGCCUCACUGAUGAGCAGCUGACUGGCAGGCUCACCUCCAGACAGCUGGCGCAGCACUGCCGCCGCUGCACACGUGGUGUGGAGGAGACGGAGCAGCUGAUCGGACAGAUGCUGGAGGCCUUCAAGGACGCCAGGGAAACCAUGGGCAUCCCCUUGAUGGACCAGGAGAGGAUGGACGUCAGUCUGCACACUGACAGCCACCCGCUCUAUGGUCUGUUCAUGGCAAAGCUCUCUGCCUGCAUUUUCGUCUGGGACGAGGGAGAUGUGUCCCUGCGGAGGGAGGCGAAAAGGAGGGAGCUGGAGCAACAGCAGGGCAUCAGAGGCCUCACUGAUGAGCAGCUGACUGGCAGGCUCACCUCCAGACAGCUGGCGCAGCACUGCCGCCGCUGCACACGUGGUGUGGAGGAGACGGAGCAGCUGAUCGGACAGAUGCUGGAGGCCUUCAAGGACGCCAGGGAAACCAUGGGCAUCCCCUUGAUGGACCAGGAGAGGAUGGACGUCAUCUGGGACACUCAAAGGCGCCAUCUUCCCUGCAUCCAGGACCCUCCUGGAGUGCAGCUGUACACCCAGACAGGAAGUGUUACAAAGAGAGGGCUCACACUUCCUGUGUACCGCUGCGCUCGGGGGUCCACUGCCCUGGAGUCCUUCCAUAACCACCUCAACCGCUUCAUACAGGGUAAGAUUACACACAUCCACCUCGAGGUGUGCUUUGUGAUAGUCUAUUUCAUGUCAUUUGUAAUUAUAAAUUAGUGUUAAUGUUUCCUUUUUUUAAUCAGGAAUAAGCGCUAACCUGGAAAAUUUCCAGACUUAUCUGCUUGAGGGUUUGGAGCGGUGGAACGAGGACCGCGCUGCUGCUGCCGUCACACAUGAUGCUUCCUUGUCGCUGCGCUGCUACAGUGGCUCGCUCCAGCACAGCCUCAAUGAGCUCAGCCAGCAUCUUCUUGGCUGUAGUCUUGUGCAAGACUACUCCAAGCCAGGACAGUACACAGGUAUGUGUCUAUUAGGGGUGGAUCGGUUCGGUUUGUAUCAUGGUUUUAGAGUCAUGGUUUCGGUAUGGUUCGGUAUGUGCUAUGUUUAGG